AUGCACUGCAUGAACUCCGAGAGCCCUGGCUCGAAGGGCACGGAGUGGCAUGACUCGAUAGAUAAGCAGAGCCGGCGUGUAGCCGGUUCUGGCGAGCCUGCGGCUUGUGUUCCGGCGCAGAGCUCGUGUACAACAAAGAAGAAUGCGGAACUAGACCGCCCACUCAACCAGCUCAUCGUGACCGAGCUGGGUUGUAACGCUGGUGUCGUCGGAGGCUUAGAACAGGAAAAUGAGCUCUCUAAAUGCGUGUCAAGUGACGCGCGUUGCCAAGAUUGCUGCCCGCGGAAGCGGGGCGCGUCGCAUACCUCAGCCCCUGCAGAGUCCGAAGGGGCUACAGAUAUGGCCAGUGAGGGAGAACGAGCUAAAUAUACACCCCCCCGUGUAGAAGACCGAAACUCUGGGGUGCAGCCGAGGCCUGCUAAGUGCUUCAGAUCAGCACAGGAACUGUCGUUCAGUGGAGGCGCACCGGCGGGGAUUGCCGAUCCACGAACCGAAGAGCACCAUUUGGAAAAUACAGGAUUGGUGGAGGCGCACCGGCGGGGAUUGCCGAUCCACGAACCGAAGAGCACCAUUUGGAAAAUACAGGAUUGGUCUCAGUGA
Molecule: messenger RNA, 600 nt
Organism: Eimeria mitis
Lineage: Eukaryota; Apicomplexa; Conoidasida; Eucoccidiorida; Eimeriidae
Source: RefSeq, a predicted model, not a curated record